Molecule: messenger RNA, 1382 nt
Organism: Daldinia caldariorum
Lineage: Eukaryota; Fungi; Ascomycota; Sordariomycetes; Xylariales; Hypoxylaceae
Exons: 3
Coding region: 175-1119 (314 amino acids)
Cellular component (GO): mitochondrion
Molecular function (GO): oxidoreductase activity
Source: RefSeq, a predicted model, not a curated record
AUCGACUCUUUAUCUUACUACGCAAUCAUUGCAUUAGGUACCUUAAAACUUCGAACAACUCAUAAGUGAUAACGAUAUUUUGAAUGACACCUAAUAGCCAGGCCGGCAUACUUGAGCGUGCUUCGUUCUGCUAACCUUAACUGCAGUCUGCUACGCUACAUGUAGCUCGCUAACAUGGCUAAACCGAAGCCUAGCCACCUAGAAAGAACGGCAGCGGAGCCGCGAGAUGAAUCUCUACACACCGUCACGUUGGCCAAGAUCGACCAGAUCAACGACCAGAUCAGACUCUUCCGCCUUGAAUUGUCGGCCCCUCUUCGGUUCUUACCGGGUCAAUGGCUCGACGUCUUCGUUCCCGGCGUGUCCAAGGCGGGCGGAUACACCAUCACGUCGCCGCCGUCGCUAGCACAGCUCCACGUCCCACCGGGGCCGGAACAUACCCAGACCACAGGGUAUGUAGAGCUUGCCGUGCAGAAAUCGGUCGAUCCGCCGGCGGCAUGGCUAUGGCAGGACCCUGACGAGAUCAUUUACGCGGAGCUCCGGGUCCGCGUUGGGGGUAGCUUCAUGUGGCCGCCACUGGGGAUCAAGAUGGGUUCGCUACGGCGCGUGGUGUUCGUCGCUGGGGGUGUGGGUGUUAAUCCCCUGGCGAGCAUGCUGUCUAGUAUCGCGGAGGCGAGCACGAAGGCAGAAAUAGAAGCGCCGUUCCAGGUUCGGUUUUUGUACUCACUGAAAGAUGAUAAGUCGGAGGGAGGGAGGCGCGCGGAGCGGCUACAGUUUGUGCAGAGGCUGGCUGGGAUAUUUGCUUCGGGGAGGGUGAAGGGGGCGUUGAGGUUGUUUCUUACGGGGGGGAGUGGGAGUGAAGGGGAUGGGGAAAGGGAAGGGGUGGUGCAUUGUGCGGGAGAGGGUACAGAGGCUGCAGAAAAUGAUGUGCCGUUUCAAGCACGUAGGAUGACGAUGGAUGAUAUCGCCGCGGCGGUGGGGGAUGUUGAAGAGAGGAAAGCUGCGGUUGUGUAUGUCUGCGGCGUGCCUACUAUGACGGACGAGUUCGUCCAGAAGUUGACCGAUGCGGAGGUUGGGCUGGGGAUGGAAGCUCGUCGGGUGCUGUGCGAGAAGUGGUGGUAGUCGUCUGGUUUAUACGAAGGCAUAUUUAUUACUGACCAAGAAUUAUCUUUUUUGGUCUUGGAUAUAUAUGCUAUAUGCUUGUACAGGUUUACAUAGGCGUCUCUGACAUAUGCUAGGUAUACCUUAGAGCUAUUAGCUCCGUACCCAAUAAUAUGUCUGGAUUAUAGGAUUGCGAUUACGACGACCUAUACGGUUUAGAUACCAACAGAUAUUAUACCUAGGUAUUCACGUAUACGUAUUUUCAAGCAAACCACAUACAAAUA